Zophobas morio is the source of this 1889-nucleotide messenger RNA. Its product is annotated as homeobox protein unc-4-like. The coding region runs from base 428 to 1315 and encodes 295 amino acids. Gene Ontology annotation, molecular function: DNA-binding transcription factor activity, RNA polymerase II-specific; sequence-specific double-stranded DNA binding. NCBI's taxonomy places the organism in Eukaryota, Metazoa, Arthropoda, Insecta, Coleoptera, Tenebrionidae. Gene Ontology annotation, biological process: regulation of DNA-templated transcription. The record is from RefSeq and is a predicted model, not a curated record. The transcript has 3 exons.
CAGGCACUGGAAACAGACACGCAACGUUCACUUGCAUGCAGUGCACAUGGACCGAGAUCCCAAUUUCAAUAUACAGUGUGAUCAAGUGUAAAGACAUCAGACAGAAACUAAGCCAUACAUCGAAAAGAAUGACAAAUCGCGAUUUUCGUGUGGAAGUGUCAAACGUGUACCGUGUUGUGCAGAACUGUUAAUCGACAAUGACAGCCCGUGAAUAUUCAUGAAGGCGGCAAUAGUGCGAAAUUGAUUUACGCAUUGCUGAAUGGGCGCAAAUUACCUUAAUUAAAACUCACCCGAUGUACCACUGAGAUCCACCCGUCGGACCAUGGUGGAGUGAGCAUUUUACCUUCUUUCCGAAAAUGGAUACUUUGGAUCAGAGUGACUUUAGUGAUUGACUGCAGUCGUUUUCACAGUGAACCCCUUCAGCGAAAUGGUGCUGGAAUCGGGGGUCUUGCCGCCCCCUUUACAGUUGUACGCGGCGGCGGCGGCACAUUUGGCGCCGAGACCUCCAUGGGCCCCUCUGUUACAGUUCCCGGGGGCGGCUAGUCUGCUGAGUAUGCCAGGGGCUUUUGCGCCCUUGAACCGCCCAAGAUACCCACCAGGAUUGGGACAUGGUAUAAGGGCGCCGCCGGGACCGCCGUCAGAGGAUAGCGGCAGCGAAACGCACAACGGUAAAGGUGGCGCUGGAAGCAGUGGAGAAGGAGCGGAUUCGGAGAGUGCCGCCUCGAAGAGGAGGAGGAGUAGGACGAAUUUUAAUAGUUGGCAAUUAGAAGAAUUAGAAAGAGCCUUUUUAGCAAGCCAUUAUCCUGACGUUUUUAUGAGGGAAGCGCUUGCGAUGAGAUUAGACUUAAAGGAAAGCAGGGUGGCUGUGUGGUUUCAAAACCGACGUGCGAAAUGGCGCAAAAAGGAGCAUACGAAAAAGGGCCCCGGUCGACCCGCUCACAACGCUCACCCCCAGUCCUGCUCUGGCGAGCCCAUACCUCCUGCCGAACUGCGAGCGCGCGAGAGGGCGCGUCGCAGGAAAAAGCUCCAAAAAGCUCUCGAACGGCAGGCGAGGAAGCUGCGUGCCAAGGGCAUCGCCGUCGACCUCGUGGCCCUCAAACGGGAGUACCUGGCCCAGAGGGGCGCGGAGGGCUUGGAUAGUGAUAGCGAUAUAGACGUAGUGGGGGACUCGGGCGCAGAAUCAGAAAGCUACUCUUGUGGGGAACAGGGGAUGUUCUCCUCUGUCCCGGAGUCGGGGGUGGAUCUGACCGCCGCCAACGACGACAAGAAUCGAAGACUUAACCCGUUCAGUAUAGAGUCGCUACUGAACACCUGAAGAUCGGACGAUCGCAUAAACCUUGUGCAAUAAUGUUUUAUAUUGUUAGUGAUAGGCGGCUUCGGCGAGUUCCGGCAUUUCUAGAUCACGUGACGUUGACAGUUUCAAUUUUUUCGACUGUAACACAUAUCAAACGUACGCUUGUUUUCAGACGAAAUGGCGGAAUUUUGGCGAAGAUGACUCAUAUUUAUUGAUGAAGAAAUUGUAAAUAUAGUUUAAAUGAGAACCCUGUGUAUAAACGUCCCAGACAUUCCAGUACUGUAUUCGUUAAUACUAGUAAUAAACAACACAUAGUACAGCAAUACAUCCAGCAAGUUCAAAUUGUUUAGAAUAGAAUUGAACUCUUCGUGCAUGUCGUCCUGUUUUAGUUAAGUUCAUGUACCAUAAACUCGGUAACAAUAUUGUUAUUGCCACUUUAUACGCUGUUACUUGAAAUAUGAAAUAGUCAUUGCAUUAUUUUUAGCAUUUUUCGAAUAAUAGAAAGAUUUCAUUAACAACGAAUAUCAAACGCUAAAAAUCAAAUGGAAGUGAAUAAUAUUGUUAUCAAGCUUUAAAUGUAUUCCUAUUCAGUGAU